This is a messenger RNA of Mollisia scopiformis, 1765 nucleotides long. Its product is annotated as FAD-binding domain-containing protein. Gene Ontology annotation, molecular function: oxidoreductase activity; FAD binding. The record is from RefSeq and is a predicted model, not a curated record. Lineage: Eukaryota; Fungi; Ascomycota; Leotiomycetes; Helotiales; Mollisiaceae. Bases 147 to 1562 code for a protein of 471 amino acids. The transcript has 4 exons.
UCUCGUCUGGAGUCCAAGCUUAUAAGCCCUAGCAUCUACCUGAUUAAUCAACCUUCGCAUUUACAAGUACAUAUACAUCUAACAUCUCGAGCCUCAUCCUCUUAAGCUCACUCAAACAUAUCAGAUUGAAAGCAGCAGCAGCAAACAUGGCGAUCGACAAAUCAGCAAUCGAAACACUAAAGACCAAGCUCUCACCAACCUCCGAAAUCGUCCCCCCGGACUCAGAGAAGUAUGCAGACAGCAUCAAAAGAUGGUCCGCUGCUGCCGAGAAACCUGCUGGCCUAGUCGUAUACCCCACCACCGCCGCCGACGUCUCUCAAAUCGUCCUCUUCGCCAAAGAGAACAACAUCGAGCUCGCCACCGUAGGCGGCGGUCACGGGACGAGCGGCGCUGCGUCGACGGAUGGAGGGGUCUGUAUCGAUUUAUCGAAGAUGCGGAAAGUGACCGUGGAUCCGGAGGCGAAGACUAUUACGGCUCAGGGAGGAGCGCUCUGGCGAGAUGUUGAUGCGGAAGCGGAGAAGUACCAGAUGGCGACUGUGGGAGGGACUGUUAAUCACACCGGAAUCGGUGGUCUAACUCUCGGCGGCGGCUACGGCUUCCUCUCGCCCGCCUACGGGCUGGUAAUCGACAACCUUCUCUCCGUAGAAAUGGUCCUCGCCGAUGGGACUAUCGUCACCGCAUCCGACACCUCUCACCCAGAUCUCUUCUGGGCCAUCAAAGGAGCAGGCAUUGGCUUCGGCGUCGCAACAACCUUCAUCUACCGCGCCCACUCCCAAAAAUCGCCCGUCUGGGGCGGCCUGAUGAUCUUCCCGAAACCUCACCUCGGCGCCGUGAUCCAGAUGGCGAACACCGUCGUGCAGGAAUCGGAACCAGGACCCGUGAUGCUCAUGGGUUUCGCGGCCCUCCCGCCAACGUGCCAGCCCGUCAUCCUGGCCCUCGUGUGGUUCAACGGCUCCGCGGACGAGGCGGAGAAGUACUAUAAGUCGCUGCUGGAUCUCGGGCCGUUGGUUAAUACCGCGAAAGAGAUCCCGUACUCCGAAUCCAACACUUUGGCCAAUGGACCCUCGGCCCACGGCCUCCGGCGCACGAUGAAGGGGUCUGCAUUUCUCGCUCCGCUCGAGCUGAGCUUCGCGGACACGAUAUGGGAUGAGUAUAUAGCGUUUAUUGAGAAGGUGCCGGAUGCGCAGGAGACGCUGGUGAUGUUCGAAUUCGUGCCGUUCAAGAAGAUCCUCGCGGUUCCGCAGACGGCGACCGCAUUUGCGAAUCGGGGCGCGUAUGGGAAUAUCCUGCUGCAGCCGACGUGGAGGGACAAGGUGAAUGAUGGGGUGUGUAGGGAGUGGACGAGGGCGGUGAGUAGGAUGGCGAGAGAAGAGUUGGAGAGGAGAGUGGGGGAGGGGACGGAUGAGGUUACGAAGAGCGGGGAGGGCGAGUAUGGGAAUUAUGAUUCGCUUGGUGCAUCGGGGAAGACGGUUUUUGGGGUUAAUUUCCCGAGGUUGGUGGAGUUGAAGAAACGGUAUGAUCCUCAGAAUGUCUUCUGCAAAGGGCCGAGUCUGCAAGAGUAGGCCUUGAUCUUGUUCACGGGCAUUUUUUUGGCCCGUUUUGUAGAACGGACACAUAUGCGUUGGUACAAGAGCUAGAAUAUAUUGGCCUCUUCAACUUCUUCAAUCAAGCCUCGAAUAGUAUAAAAUACCUAUACCUAUACCUAUUCAUCGCUAAACACCCUCGCUUAACCUUCCUCCUAUUGCUUAUGAAAAAAAAAUUCUCA